Gossypium raimondii (Peruvian cotton) is the source of this 4242-nucleotide messenger RNA. RefSeq lists its product as uncharacterized. Lineage: Eukaryota; Viridiplantae; Streptophyta; Magnoliopsida; Malvales; Malvaceae. The record is from RefSeq and is a predicted model, not a curated record. Bases 165 to 3704 code for a protein of 1179 amino acids. The transcript has 7 exons.
GCCAUAUUAGUGGUUUGGGGUGGGGAAGAGAAGCCCAAAUACUGAUAAUGAAAUCAGGCCUAAAAAUCAGAAACUGAUCCAUCAUCGUCUUCUAUUCUGUUGUAGAAAAAAAAAAUACAAAGAAAAAGACGAAAGUAUCAAGAAAUUCCAAGUGCAGAGAGUAAAUGGAAGAGUACCCAGAAGAAUUGAGGAGUCCACCAGUGGCGCUGGUAGCAUUGGUAGGAUGCCCAGAGCAGCAUGGGGCGAUAACCACCCACCUCCUCUCCCAGCAGCAUCCUAUCAACACCUUGGCCUUGCCCAACUUCUCCAAGCUCUCCCAUCUCCUCCAUCGCCCGCCCUCCCCUUCUUCUUCCCCCGCCGGAUUUUUGAAAAGGGAUUGGCUGGUCAAGCACCGCACUAAGAUCCCCGCCGUGGUGGCCGCCCUCUUCUCCUGGGAUCAUGUCUCCGGUGACCCUGCCCAGUGGGUCCAAGUCUGCUCCGAUCUGGAUGACCUAAAAGCCGCUAUUCGUCCCAGGAACACCAAAUUGUUGCUGCUCGUUGUGGUGGGCCAAUCCGAUGACAUUAGUGAAGAUCGCCUGCUUGCCUUACGGAAGCGAGCAGAGGUCGAUUCCAAGUACCUUCUCCUCUUCAACCCCGAUCCUUCUCAACUCAAUAACUCUCUUCAAAGGUUGAGCGCCAGUUUUGCCGAACUAGAAACUACUUUUUACAGAGAAGAAGGUCGAAGGAUUAAAGCUCGCAUUGAAAAGAAGAAUUUCUCCUCUCCCGAUCUCCAAGUUCGCUACUGUUUUAAAGUUGCUGUGUAUGCAGAGUUCCGACGAGACUGGGCUGAAGCCUUGAGGUUUUAUGAGGAUGCCUAUCAUGCCCUGCGCGAGAUGGUUGCUACCUCAACAAGAUUGCCUCCAAUACAACGCUUAUUUGAGAUCAAAAUUGUUGCUGAGCACUUGCAUUUCAAGAUUUGCACUUUGUUGUUGCAUGGUGGAAAGCUCAGAGAAGCAAUUACAUGGUUCCGCCAACACGUUGUCUCCUACAAGAGCCUUGUUGGAGAUCCAAAUGUCAUUUUUCUUCACUGGGAAUGGCUCAGCAGGCAGUUUUUGGUUUUCGCUGAGUUGCUUGACUCAAGCUCUGCCACUCUUCCAAGCACUUCCUCUCUACCAGUAGGCACUGCCGACCAACCUCUGACUGAAUGGGAAUUCCAUCCAGCUUAUUACUAUCAGUCAGCAGCUAAAUACUUGAAGGAGAAGAGAUCAGCUCUGGAGUUGACAGUGUCAAAUUCAGAAACUUUUAGCGAGAAUGAUGAUGGGAGUGCUGAAUCUGUGGUACCAUCAGUUUAUAUUGGUCAGUUUGCUCGGCUAAUUGAGCAAGGGGAUGAUUCGGCUAUGCAGUCCAUUACUGAUGAUGAAUACACUCGCUAUGCAAUUGCCGAGGGAAAAAGGUUUCAAGACUCCUUUGAAAUUAUUGCUUUGCUCAAAAAGUCUAAUGAAAUAUAUAGUAAUCUUAAAGUUCAGAGGAUGGGUUCUCUUUGUGCCUUUCAGAUUGCUAGAGAAUAUUUUUCUUUGGGUGAUUUCAACAAUGCAAAACAGCAGUUUGAUGGUGUUGCAAAUCUAUAUAGGCAAGAAGGAUGGGUUACUUUGUUGUGGGAGGUUUUGGGUUACUUGAGAGAGUGCUCAAGGAAACAAGGUGCUGUAAAAGAGUUUGUAGAGUUUUCUCUUGAAAUGGCUGCAUUGCCAGUAUCUAUUGUCGAUAGCAUCCAGUCGUCCAAAUGUGGUCCAGGAGGACCUGCAAGUCUUGAACAGAGAGAAAUGAUACACAGAGAAAUUUUUGCACUCAUAAGUGGAGAAGCUAGGCCAAUAUCCAUUAAUGGAGUUGAUGAUCUCAAAGUAACCAGAGAUAAUACCCUUCAUCUUGAGAUUGAUCUUGUUAGUCCACUCAGAUCAGUUCUUCUUGCUUCAGUGGCUUUUCAUGAACAGAUAAUCAAGUCCGGUGUCUCCUCCUUGAUUACAUUAUCACUUCUAUCACAGUUACCUCUUUCCAUUGAGAUUGAUCAGUUGGAAGUCCAAUUUAAUCAAUCUCAAUGCAAUUUUAUCAUCAUGAACGCCCAAAAGCAUCCAUUAGAAGCAGUGCAGAGUGAGCAACAUUAUCACCGAAUGGAGAGUGCCCCUUCUUUAGCACUCACUACAAACAAAUGGCUGCGGCUGACUUAUGACAUCAAAUCUGAACAAAGUGGAAAGCUUGAAUGCAUAUCCAUUAUUGCAAAAAUGGGACCCCACUUCACAAUCUGCUGCAGAGCUGAAAGUCCUGCUUCGAUGGAUGAUUUACCUCUUUGGAAAUUUGAAGACCGUGUGGAAACUUUCCCUACCAAGGAUCCUGCUCUAUCAUUCUCUGGUCAGAAGGCUGCCCAGGUUGAAGAACCUGACCCACAAGUGGAUGUCACACUUGGUGCUUCUGGCCCUGCAUUAGUUGGAGAGAGAUUUCUGCUACCAGUUACCAUAGCCUCCAGGGACCAUGCCAUAUACGCUGGUGAAAUGAAGAUAAAUCUCGUGGAUGUGAGAGGAGGUGGCCUGUUUAGUCCUAGGGAAUCUGAGCCUUUUUCAUUGGACACUCAUCAUGUUGAGCUUCUUGGCAUUGUUGGACCAGAAGGAGAAGAUGAAUCUCAACGGGCCUCUGAUAAAAUCAUGAAAAUUCAACAAUCUUUUGGGUUGGUUUCUGUUCCAUUUCUAAACAUUGGAGAAUCAUGGUCCUGCAAACUAGAAAUCAUGUGGCACCGACCCAAACCAAUUAUGCUCUUUGUAUCGUUGGGCUACUCCCCUAAUUCCAAUGAGUCGAAUGCACAAAAAGUCAAUAUUCACAAGACCUUGCAAAUUGAAGGAAAGAAUGCUGUUUUAAUUAGCCAACAUUUUAUGCUUCCCUUCCGCAGGGUUUCCUUGCUGCUUUCAAAGAUCAAGCCGGUUCCUGAUUCCAAUCAGUUUUCAUCGCUACCCAUGCAUGAAUCAACUGUACUUGUUGUUAGUGCCAAGAACUGCAGUGAGGUGACAUUGCAGCUGCUAUCCAUGGCUAUUGAAGUUGAUGAUGGUGGCACUGAAAAGUCAUGUUCCAUCCAACAAGGAGAUGAAGAUCUUGGCACUGCAGUUCUUGUGCCAGGAGAAGAUUUCAAGAAAGUUUUCACUGUUAUUCCUCGGUUGGAUUCAUCAAAGCUUAGAUUGGGGAUGGUGAAUUUAAAAUGGAAGAGGCAUUGUGGAAUUGAAGAUAGAUCUGGUUUGACUGUGACUGGUUCUGAGGUUGUAACUAAACACGAACUUCCUGAUGUACAUGUAGAGCUGUCACCGAUUGUUGUGACUUUGGAAUGUCCUCCUUAUGCCAUCCUAGGAGAACCCUUCAUGCACCAUGUUAAAAUCCGUAACAAAACAGAGUUACUUCAAGAGGUUAAGUUUUCAUUGGCAGAUUCACAGAGUUUUGUGUUAUCUGGGUCUCACAGUGACACGGUGUUUGUUCUUCCAAAAUCCGAGCAUGUGCUUAAUUACAAAGUGGUGCCUCUUUUCUCGGGUUUGCAACAGUUGCCUAGAAUUUCUUUGACCUCUGUGAGAUACUCGGCUCGAUUUCUGCCCUCCAUUGCUGCAUCUAAUGUUUUUGUUUUCCCUUCCAAGCCUCAUUGCAAGAUGACUGGUAUAACAGACAAAAGGCUGGAGGAGUCUACCGUAGCGGACUAAAUACUUUUCCCAGUACAUGGUGAUUAUUCCGAUAUUAUUACCGUAUAUUCAUAAAUAUACGGGUAAUCUUGCCUUUUGAGGCCAAAGCUUUGUGGUUGAACAUAAGCGAGCAACUCGGAGGUAUGAAUUAGUUUGUUUUCGUUUUUGGUGCAACAGAAUAAAAGAAACUAGGUUAAGGGAUGUCAAUGUUGUGAGAUGGUGGUGAUUGUUUUUGUUUUUUGGCAAAGAGAAAACUGAUGUGCUCAUGUGUCAUGCUCAGGGACAUUAAAGAGGGGGAAAAUAUUAUAUUGUUGAUCUUACAUGGUAUUUUGGUGGUGGAAGUAAGCUUUGAAGUUAAAAAUUGUAAUAGCAGUUGACUCAAAAGUCAUUUUACACCUACACUGGCCAAGGAAAAUAUUGUUAGAACCCUUAAAAUAAGUUGUUUAAUUUUGUUUUGUUUUAUAUAUUGUGCUCUUUAUUUAUUUAAUUUUGUUUUAAACGAUACUACGGAUUUAGGUUUAACUCUUAUUAUGUAAAUUAUACCUGGGUUUUCAAUUCA